This is a messenger RNA of Diceros bicornis minor, 4978 nucleotides long. It is a transcript of the gene EXOC8, whose product is annotated as exocyst complex component 8. The transcript has a single exon. Gene Ontology annotation, cellular component: exocyst. The record is from RefSeq and is a predicted model, not a curated record. The coding region runs from base 259 to 2436 and encodes 725 amino acids. Lineage: Eukaryota; Metazoa; Chordata; Mammalia; Perissodactyla; Rhinocerotidae. Gene Ontology annotation, biological process: Golgi to plasma membrane transport; intracellular protein localization; exocytosis.
GCCUUUCCCUCUACUCACUUCCGCAAUACUCCCCCGGCGCACGCGCUCUAGGCCAAUGGCGUUCCUGCGCAGACGCAUUGUCUGCGCCCGGCCCCUCGCGCAGGCGCAGUGUCUAACGCUCAGACUCGAGCGCAGGCGUACUUGUCUGUCUCCCAUCUGUUCCUCAGCCCUGGAGCUCGGCGGGGUUUGGGUGGGUCUCGACAGCGGCGGCACCGUCAGCAGCGAUAGUGACAGUGACUGCGUGGGGCCCGGACGGAAAUGGCGAUGGCGAUGUCGGACAGUGGGGCGAGCCGCCUGCGGCGACAGCUGGAGUCGGGGGGCUUUGAGGCGCGGCUGUACGUGAAGCAGCUCUCGCAGCAGUCGGACGGGGACCGGGACCUGCAGGAGCACCGGCAGCGCAUCCAGGCGCUGGCGGAGGAGACGGCGCAGAACCUGAAGCGCAACGUCUACCAGAACUACCGGCAGUUCAUCGAGACGGCCCGCGAGAUCUCCUACCUGGAGAGCGAGAUGUAUCAGCUCAGCCACCUGCUGACGGAGCAGAAGAGCAGCCUGGAGAGCAUCCCGCUCACCCUGCUGCCAGCUGCCGCCGCCGCUGGGGCCGCCGCGGCCUCCGGAGGGGAGGAGGCAGGGGGCGGCCCGGCCGGCCGAGACCACUUCCGCGGCCAGGCUAGCUUCUUUCCCACCCCCGGGGGCGCCUCCCGCGACAGCUCCGGGUCGGGCGAGGAAGGAAAGCAGCGCACUCUCACCACUCUGCUGGAGAAGGUGGAAGGCUGCAGGCACCUGCUAGAGACGCCGGGACAGUACCUGGUGUACAACGGGGACUUGGUGGAAUACGACGCGGACCACAUGGCCCAAGUGCAGCGGGUGCACGGCUUUCUCAUGAACGACUGUUUGCUGGUGGCCACCUGGCUGCCACAGCGGCGGGGGAUGUAUCGCUACGACGCUCUCUAUCCUCUAGAUGGUUUGGCUGUGGUCAAUGUCAAGGACAACCCGCCCAUGAAGGACAUGUUCAAGCUGCUGAUGUUUCCCGAGAGCCGUAUUUUUCAGGCAGAAAAUGCUAAAAUUAAACGGGAGUGGCUGGAAGUGCUGGAGGAAACGAAGAGGGCCCUCGGUGAAAAGAGACGAAGGGAGCAGGAGGAGGCAGCGGCCCCUCGAGGGCCACCCCAAGUGACUUCCAAGGCCAGUAACCCAUUUGAGGAUGAAGACGACGACGAACCAGCUAUUCCUGAGGUAGAGGAAGAGAAGGUGGACCUCUCAAUGGAAUGGAUCCAGGAGUUGCCUGAAGACCUGGAUGUUUGUAUUGCCCAGAGGGACUUUGAAGGGGCCGUUGACCUGCUGGAUAAAUUGAACCAUUACCUGGAAGAUAAGCCCAGUCCACCUCCUGUAAAAGAACUAAGGGCCAAAGUGGAUGAGCGUGUCCGACAGCUCACUGAGGUGUUGGUUUUUGAACUCUCCCCAGAUCGUUCCCUGAGAGGUGGUCCCAAGGCUACUCGCAGGGCAGUUUCUCAACUAAUCCGGCUUGGCCAGUGCACGAAGGCUUGUGAGCUCUUCUUGAGAAACAGGGCAGCAGCUGUGCACACUGCCAUCCGUCAGCUUCGCAUUGAAGGUGCCACUUUACUGUACAUUCAUAAGCUAUGCCAUGUCUUCUUUACCAGCCUUCUUGAGACUGCAAGGGAAUUUGAGACAGAUUUUUCAGGCACUGACAGCGGCUGCUACUCUGCCUUUGUGGUCUGGGCGAGAUCAGCCAUGGGCAUGUUUGUGGAUGCUUUUAGCAAGCAGGUGUUUGACAGUAAGGAGAGCCUCUCUACAGCAGCCGAGUGUGUAAAAGUGGCAAAGGAGCAUUGUCAGCAACUGGGUGACAUCGGACUAGACCUUACCUUCAUCAUCCACGCCCUUCUGGUGAAAGACAUCCAAGGUGCCUUGCACAGUUACAAAGAGAUCAUAAUUGAAGCCACUAAACAUCGCAACUCGGAGGAGAUGUGGAGGAGGAUGAACUUGAUGACUCCAGAGGCCCUGGGUAAACUCAAAGAGGAGAUGAAGAGUUGUGGGGUGAGUAACUUCGAGCAGUACACAGGGGAUGACUGCUGGGUGAACCUCAGUUACACAGUGGUGGCCUUUACCAAGCAGACCAUGGGCUUCUUGGAAGAAGCACUGAAGCUGUAUUUCCCAGAGCUGCACAUGGUACUUUUGGAGAGCCUGGUGGAAAUCAUUUUGGUUGCUGUUCAGCAUGUGGAUUAUAGUCUUCGGUGUGAGCAGGAUCCAGAGAAGAAGGCCUUUAUCAGACAGAAUGCAUCCUUCCUAUAUGAAACAGUCCUCCCUGUGGUGGAGAAAAGGUUUGAAGAAGGUGUGGGGAAACCCGCCAAGCAACUCCAGGACCUGAGGAAUGCAUCUAGACUUAUUCGUGUGAAUCCUGAAAGUACAACGUCAGUGGUCUGAUGCUUGGGUCUGUUUAUAUGUAUACGUAUAUGUUGCUUAUAUAUUAUUUAUAUUUAUAUUAAGUUGUAUUAGCAUAUUCUUUAUAGUCUCAAACACAGCUUAAAAAUAAAAGAUGCCCUCUCAGUUAGAAAUGCAAAAUCAAAAGGAGAAAGAAAAAGAUGUUAAAUUAACCCUAAAUAACAAUAACAUUGGAAUUAGUAAAAUAUAUAAUAUGCUUUUCUUUUAAAUCAUGCUCAUUCUCUAAUGAAUAUAUUAUCACAUUACAGCAUUUCAGCUUAUCCUUUGAGUCAAAACACACUUUCUCACAGUAUAUAUUAUGCAGCAGAGAAAAAUAAUAUCUAUAAAUACAUAGAGUUUAAGUAUGUUGUGAAACGUUUCCUAGUUCACUAAAAUGUUAGGUUUCUUAAAGGAGACAAUGCCGUAUAAAACACCCUGCUUUAUAUACUUCCUUAAAAUGCUUAAUAUACUUCACCUUAAAAUGUGAUUGAACAAUUUGGGGACAAGGAAGGAGGAGUUGAGAAAAUUGGUUUUAGGGUAAAUUUCAGUCAACAGAAUUGCUUCUUGAGAGUAGCUAGUGUGGACUCAAACACUCUGAUCCUUAUAGAAUACAAGAGGAAGCUUUCAUAAAAACAGUGCAGCAAACAUUUCUAAUGUAAUUUGAAUGGCUAAUGAUUUUCAGCUGCUAAUUAGCAGCUUUAUAAUAUUUGAUUUGGGAGCAUUUACUUGAAAAUCUUAAGGACUAUGAUAAAUAUUUUUUUCAGCAUAUUCCUGAAUUGUUUGAAUUUCCAGCUGGAGCUGUUGUCUUUUCAUAUUAAAAAAAUAAAAAUAAUAAAAAACAGGACACAUUGAAGAACCUGACAGCAGCUGGUGGUUUUUAGCUGUCCUCCCCCACUGUCAGCCUAGGUUACAGAGUGGUCAGACUCCAUGCCAAUCGGGCCAAGUUUUCAUUGAAACAUUUAUUUAAAUUUCAGGGUCUGGGUAGAUGGGAAAUUAGAAAAAAUCCUAUGCAAACCCCACAGUGUUCUCCGGAUGACUACUUUGGAGGUUUGUUUUUGGUUUUUUGUAACCGAGUGGAGAACAGAAAGGUGAGACACAGUGCCCAAGCGAUUUGGUGACUCCCACUGAAAUGCUCCAUGCUGCGUUUUUCUUGUUUUAGUUUUUAUUUUCCUUGUUUUGUUUUUAAAGUGAAUAUAAUGCUUACUUCAGAUUGUUUAGUAAAACAAAAAUAACUAAAGAAAUUUGAGCUUCCCAAGGUUUCUAACCUAUUGCUUCUAUUGUACUUGAUUAUAACAUUUCUCAUGCUUGGAGAGAAAUUGUGCUAAGAUCCAUUUCUCCCCUAGCUUCUAGUUGUCAUUCCUGUCCAUAAGUGCCAUUUCUGAUGCUGAUGACUUCAAAAGGUCAUUUCUUUUAUCUGAAUAAAGAUAGUGGUAUUAAGACUGUGGAAAUUAUGUAAAACCUAAAAUAGCUUCCAAAUAGUGGCUUAGGGAGGGUUGUAGAGCUCUUUCAGUUAAUGACUCAGAUGCCAGAUGAGCCCUUUUAUUUUAUUUUUACCUAUGCAUAUUUACAAGGUUGGAAAUGAUCAAAGUUACAGAUUUUCUUUGACUAAUUUUUUCAUAUAACUUUAGGAUUUUCUAGAUAAUAACCAUAUAACUGGAUAUCUCAGCUGACCAAAAACAGUUAUAGUUUGUCGCUUUUAAGAUCACUGGAAACUUGAAUAUGAUCAAAAUUUUGUGAUUACUUUGUGCUACUUACAGUUUCUAAAACUAUAUUGUAUGAAACAUGUAUUGUGUAAAUAUUUGAUGCUGGGUCCAUGAAAUGAUACUUCUGAAAUCAGAACUUCUCUGAAGUCAUGAAGUUGUAAAAACUUAAAUGUGUAUGCUCAGAUAUAUCAGCUUUUUAAAACUGGAAGUACAGAAUUUUCUUCUGUUAGAAUUUGUGUGUUCCUCAGUCAAAGUUAUAGCUGAAGGAAGUAGCUUUUGGUGAAUCAAUUAUUGUGGGGAGUUGAUUAAAGACCACCUAUGUCAUAAUGUACCUUUGCGCCAGGACAGAGCAAUGACAUUUUGUUCCUCAAAGUGGAGUCAGAGCUCUUCUCUCUAAUUCUUGUUUCAUUAGACUCCUGAACAAGUCAAGGAAUAGAAUGCAGUUACAGAUUGUCGAAAAAUAUAGUACAUACUGUAAUAUACCACUUAAGGCUUGAUUGCCCUUUCUUGUUUGCUUCAAAUGUAACACUGUCACUUGAGCGUGGAAUCAUAGACUUGAUUGAAAUAAUUACUGUUGAAAAACGAUACCCUGUGGAAUUAAGUCUCUUUUUGAUUAAAGCCUCAUUUCACUUUAGUGCUGAAAACUUACUUAUUUUUGUUUAAAAUGCUACCUGUUGUUAAAUUAUCAGCACUUGUAUUUUGCGGCUGGCUUACCUAGGAUUGGGAAUUUGGGCCUUGACAUGUAGAAUAAAAUCAGUAUAUGUACAUUUUGCUAUUGAUAUGCUGUGAUAUGAGGGAAUCUGAAAUGUUUUAUCAAAAUAAAGCUUAAAAUUUUUCUUACA